Molecule: messenger RNA, 663 nt
Organism: Micromonas commoda
Lineage: Eukaryota; Viridiplantae; Chlorophyta; Mamiellophyceae; Mamiellales; Mamiellaceae
Exons: 1
Coding region: 1-663 (220 amino acids)
Cellular component (GO): chloroplast membrane
Source: RefSeq, a predicted model, not a curated record
AUGGCCGAGGACCCGUACAAGGUGCUCGGGGUCAAGGAGGGCACGCCGGGCGACGAGCUCGCCAAGGUGAUCAACCGCAAGAAGCUGCUCUACAAGACCGAGCCCGAGAAGCUCAAGCAGAUGGAGGACGCGUACGAGCAGAUCGUUCAGGCGUCCCUCGCCGCCAGGCUCCGCGGUGACAUGUCCGGGGUGUCCGAGUCGGCUCGCAAGAACGACCUCGCGCCUUCGCUCUUCGGACCCUGGGCGCCGAUACCUUCGGAGGCGCCGCUCAAGGACAAGAAGGUGAACAUCGCCAUCUCCGUCGCCGCCGUCCUCUUCGUGUGGUUCACCCCGGGGACCAUUCGCACGAUCCAGCCCAUCAUCUACGCCACCAUCUUCCACGCCUUCCGCAUGUUCAUGAAGCUGGUGGACGUGGACCCCGGGCCCUCCGCGAACAUCGAUCGCGACGCGGCGACCAAGCACAACAACAAGAGGUUCUUCCGCGCCUUCGCGCUGGUGAUGGGCACGUUCGCGGUGUCCCUCGGAAUCACGUAUUGGAUCCCCAACAUGAUCUUCGAGACGUUCAGGUUGCAGGUGCCGGUGUGGUAUCUCCUCAACCAGGAGGUCUUCGUCUCUGUCAUCGUCGGCGGCUGCCUCGCUUACCUCACCUGCUUCUACCGCUAA